UGUACGUUAACUGUACACAGACAAGAUGGCAGCUUCUUUGGAAGACGAGUUUGAAGAUGCGCCUGAUGUGGAGCCGUUAGAACCAACACUGAAGAAUAUCAUCGAGCAGAAAUCUUUGAAAUGGAUAUUUGUGGGGGGAAAGGGUGGUGUUGGUAAAACGACAUGCAGCUGUAGUUUGGCCGUCCAGCUUGCUGCUGUCAGGGAGAGUGUCCUCAUCAUAUCCACUGAUCCUGCUCAUAACAUCUCUGAUGCUUUUGACCAGAAGUUCUCGAAGGUGCCCACUAAGGUCAAGGGCUAUGAAAACCUCUUUGCGAUGGAGAUUGACCCAAGUCUGGGUGUGGCAGAGCUGCCCGAUGAGUUCUUCGAGGAGGACAACAUGCUCAGCAUGGGUAAGAAGAUGAUGCAGGAGGCCAUGAGCGCCUUCCCUGGUAUCGACGAGGCCAUGAGCUAUGCAGAGGUCAUGAGGUUAGUGAAAGGAAUGAACUUCUCAGUGGUGGUCUUUGACACUGCCCCUACCGGUCACACGCUGCGGCUGCUCAACUUUCCCACCAUUGUGGAGCGUGGUCUGGGCCGCCUUAUGCAGAUAAAGAACCAGAUCAGCCCUUUCAUCUCCCAGAUGUGCAACAUGCUUGGUCUAGGGGACAUGAACGCCGACCAGCUGGCCUCUAAGCUCGAGGAGACCCUGCCAGUCAUCCGCUCAGUCAGUGAGCAGUUCAAAGAUCCUGAACAGACCACCUUCAUCUGUGUGUGUAUCGCCGAGUUCCUCUCCCUGUACGAGACGGAGCGGCUGAUACAGGAACUGGCCAAGUGCCGCAUCGACACACACAACAUCAUCGUCAACCAACUUGUUUUCCCUGACUCAGAGAGGCCGUGUAAAAUGUGUGAAGCCCGCCAUAAAAUUCAGUCCAAGUAUUUAGACCAGAUGGAGGACCUUUAUGAAGAUUUCCACAUAGUCAAGUUACCGUUGCUACCCCAUGAAGUUCGAGGUGCUGACAAGGUCAACACGUUCUCAAAGCAACUUCUGGAACCCUACAAACCCCCAAAUAAGUGAUCUCCCUCCCUGCAGGACCUCCACUCUCCCUCCUACAGACCACACCUUUGCAGUCUGAACUCACCUCCUCUGAGAUCCCACCCCCCCAACCAGCCUCAAACCUCGCAGUAACAGCCUCAAGUUGAUCCACAGAGUCCUCUGCCCGUCAUCCAAAGUAGAGCACUGCUACAGCAAGACACGCCCUUAUUGAAGGGGAGCUGAUGAAAUCACAAACACACACAUACAUACAUAACCUGCUAUGUUGUCAGAGAGAUAAGAUGGUACAGAUUUGUGCUGCUUUCCUCUCGACUCACCUUCUCGGUCCUUCAUAUCCUCUGUGUGGCAGUUGUAUUAUUCCUACUCCAAAAGCAUUUAACUUUUUCUCUAAAGAACAAACUUCCCCCUCUUCAUCCUGCAGUGUCCAGCCUCAGUUGUGAAAACAAAGUGUUUCAAGUAACGUCGCUGUGUAUUCCAGGAUAAAACGGCUUUCAAAUGGUUGAUGUUUAUGGCUUGUUUAUUCUGUGUGGUUCGGUGGCUGUGUCUGUCCUCCAGUGUGACCAAAAUUUAAUGCAAAUUCAUCUCUCACUUAUUGGGGAAUUUACAUGAAAAUUUCAGGGUGACCUCAAUACGCUCAGAGCAGUUUGUAGUGCAUCUUCUACCAUUUGUCAAAUCAUUAGACCACCCCUCGCCAUGUGAUCCUGGUGAAAAGGCAGUAACCUAAUGUGACUGAGAUUUUGAAUCAAGUCAUACUGGGAGCUUUACAUCCAUACAUGGCUAUUAAUUGUUUGAGCUGGACAGUCUUAAUGGCCUCUGUUAAAUAUUUUAGGCCACUGUGUUUGCUUCAGGUGGUAUGUGUUUGGAGACGGCACAAGUUAUGACAUUCAAAGGCAAAGUAUUUGAUGAGACGCUUGAUGUUUGAAUCGCCAUAAGCUGUAAGAGUUUAUUAUUGAUACCAGCUUCCCAUAUAGUGCUCACAAAAGUCCUCAAACUCUUCUCUUUGACAUUUUGUGUCCAUCCUGUUUACUGAGAACUAUAUGGGAACACUAUUGAAAUACAUUACAAUAGCCUUAUUUAGUGCAUUGUUAAUUCAAAAUAUACUGAAUGUUGAACAAAUGAAUGGUGAUCAACACCUCUUUGCCCUGGUCAUUGAAUGCUGGACUUUUAUGGCUCGCCUGAUGCUUUUCUGUUAUCCAACAGAAAGAUAGAUGAUAGAGGUUAAUGCAUCCUCCAAGGAAAACCAUUAUUACCCCCUCUCUGUCACUGAAUGCUUUUGAGUCCAAACAAAUCUGUUUUCUAUAGAUUUUCUUUAAAUUAUGUUGCGAGUGUUAAUUAAAACAAACUUGCCUAAGA
Molecule: messenger RNA, 2380 nt
Organism: Micropterus salmoides (largemouth bass)
Lineage: Eukaryota; Metazoa; Chordata; Actinopteri; Centrarchiformes; Centrarchidae
Gene: get3
Product: guided entry of tail-anchored proteins factor 3, ATPase
Exons: 7
Coding region: 26-1051 (341 amino acids)
Biological process (GO): post-translational protein targeting to endoplasmic reticulum membrane
Cellular component (GO): GET complex
Molecular function (GO): ATP binding; ATP hydrolysis activity
Source: RefSeq, a predicted model, not a curated record